Messenger RNA from Megalobrama amblycephala (Wuchang bream), 2445 nucleotides. RefSeq lists its product as uncharacterized. The record is from RefSeq and is a predicted model, not a curated record. Bases 1548 to 2159 code for a protein of 203 amino acids. NCBI's taxonomy places the organism in Eukaryota, Metazoa, Chordata, Actinopteri, Cypriniformes, Xenocyprididae. The transcript has 4 exons.
UGCCACGGAGGAAGCGAGUUAUAAGAGGAUCUCUCCUAAGAGAUAUACCAGCCAAAGGUGUGUGGUAAGCCACAAUGGCUGCCACAUAAACCUUUAAGGUAGAAGGAGAAAUUCCUGCAGAAAUUCCAGUACCGCACCAACAGGACAAAUAACUGGGUCUAACUGACGACCACUGCACCAAGAAGUGAAAAGCUUCCACUUCAAAGCAUACAACUUCCUCAUGGAGGGAGCUCUAGAGUGAAGGAUGGUACCCACAACCUCGGCUGAGAGACCAGAGUCUAUGAGCUGGGCUCCCUCAGAGGCCAAGGCAACAGGUUCUGGGUGAGGGUGAAAUAUCGUGUCCCCCGCCUGGGACAGGAGAUCCCUCCUGAUUGGAAUCUCCCACAGAGAGCCAUCUAGGAAAGAUACUAGGUCCGAAAACCACACUCUGCCCGGCCACCGCUGGGCUAUCAAGGUGAGCCGGACCUGGUCCAGGAGAACUCCCUCUAAAACCCCCGGGAGCAGAGCGAUCAGGGGAAUGCAUAUAGCCAAAGCCUCGGCCACGUCUGUACCAUAGCAUCCAGUCCAAGAGGAGUCCAUCUCAAACCCCUCUGCUAGAUCCAUUUGCGAUCCCCAUGAUUUAGAUCGGCGCUGUGCCUCGGCAGCAGUGGGACCCGAACCCUGGGGAACGCGAGCCUGGACACCCUCCUUGAAGAGCACCAGGCGGGAGCGGAGUGUCCGUAACGGAAGCAUCUCACAAUGCUCACAGCCAGCACCCUUGAGUGCUGACCGUGCAUUUAAGGCCAUUUCUUCAGUUUGCCUCCAAGGGACAAACAAUUUUAAAAAAUGUUAUGCAUAGUCCUAUCACGUCUGAUUUAAUAUUUGUCAACACACAUUACAUAUUAUGUAUCUGCAUCCACUAAUCUUCCAUACUGACUAGUGCUGGCUAUUUGACAAUUCAUAAUCAUUAAUAAUUAUUUUGAUCAAUAGGAUUAUAUAAAAUAUAUAAUAGAAAAUGAAUUAUAUAAGUAGCCUAUAUAAAAUUACAUUCAGUACUUUUUACUGAAGUACAUUAAAAAUGAAGUACUUUUGUACUUUCACUUGAGUAAUAUUUUAUUAUAUGUAUCUGUACUUUUACUAAAUACUUGAUUUGUGCUUCAUCCACUGACAAAUCAUGACAGAUGUUUUAUUUAGUAAAUGGUUUGUUUGUCAGUAAUGGUUUCUAAUCAAAGUUAUUUUAAUUGCGGUCGAUCCUCAGUGAUGCUGCAGUUACAAAAGCAACCAGGGGGAUGAAAACAGUUUAUUAACAAUAAUAUCUUGAUGAAAGUUAAAAAUUGCAGAAGCAUUAGUCGAUGGAAAGUUCCACAGAAAGGAAACAUAAGUGUUAUUUUUUUGUUCUUGUGCAUGACGUUCAUCCUCAAACCUGUGAACUUCCUCUUCUCUCAGAAGUGUGCAGUAUUCUUAAUAUAUCGUGAGCACAGAUGAGUGUCAGCAGAUCUUGAUUGUGUGACUGAAGCAGCAUCUUCUCUCUUCUGCUGGAUAAUUGGGCUCUUCUGGACUCUAGAGAAAUGAAGCUCAUCUUUGGACUGAUGCUGCUGAAAACUGCUGCAUGUCUGGAGGUUAACUGCAGUUUUUAUCAGAAAGAUCCCUGUUACGCAGCUCUGGGACACAAACUCAAUCUGAAGAUGCUGGACGCGAGUAAAUAUAACCUAAAGAUACAAAAGAAAAUAACCAGCACACAAAAUCAUUCAGUUUGUAGAGUAAAGGAUGGCAGGAUAAAUGAGAAUGAAUGUGAUCUUUUCAAUAAGAGAUCUGAAGUGUCAGUCAUUAAUGGGAUUCUGAUAAUAAACGGUGUGAUCAGAGCAGAUUCAGGGACUUACAGAUUAGAAGACGAACUCCGAAACGGCACAGACACUGCAGAUCUUCAAGUGAUUGUUGAAGAUCCUCUAGUCAUUCCGAUCGUUCUCGGAUGUCUUGCUGUAAUUCUCGUAGCUCUGGUCAUCACGGCAUAUUACUUUUACAAGAAGAAGAAUCAGAUCAAAUCAACAAACAUUCUACCGGAGAAGAGGAAGGAUGAAGAGGUUCGUUACGGAGAAGUGACGUUCACCAACUCAAGCGUUCAACAGCCGCGUAAAAAAACGCAGCAGGACUGUGUUUACUCUGAGGUUCACACACGCUAAUGAGAAACUGCCUCAAAACCCACAGACUGUGAGUCUGAAUGUGUCAUGAAAACACAACGCCCCGGUUUUGAGCUGCUUGAUGCAACACUGAGGUUAUUGUGUAUUUCUUUCCUGUGUGGGAGGAGAAAAGACUAAAGGGAGUGUCUGAUGCAACCAGAACAGAAAUAUAACCGGGCAAACACUGACUGGUGUGAACAAAUAAUGACUUUUGCUAAACAAAUAAUGACUUGUGCUUUAUAUUUAUCUUUGUCAAUCAAUGCAAUUAAAGGAUUAGUUCACUUUCGAA